GCAAGAGCUCACACAUUUUUACUGCGUAGAGAUCCUUGACUGCUUCACUUUCUUGUUCUUGGAAUGAAUUUGGAUAUGACUUGUGAUGACCUCAAGAGCAAGACUAUGAAGGAUCAACCUGAUCAGAAGACAAAUGGAGAGAAAGCUAAAGGUCAUCAUUUUCUUUCUUCCCGGUGGUGGUGCCCUGUGUCUGUGAUUCUAGGGAUCCUUUGUCUGGGUUUACUGGUGACCAUCAUUAUGCUGAUAAUGCAGUUAUCCCAGGUGUCCAAUCUUCUAAAGGAACAGCAAGCAAACCUUACUCACCAGGAAAAGAAACUGGAGGGACAUUUUUUAGCCCAGAAACAGGAGGAAAAAGCUUGCCAUGAAUUACAGACGGAACUCAAGGAAAUGAUUGAAACGCUUGCUCAGGAACUGGAAGAGAAAUCCAAAAAACAAAUGGAACUUCAUCAGCAGAACCUGAAUCUCCAAGAAGUUCUGAAGAAAGCAGCAAAUUUUUCAGGUCCUUGUCCCCAAGACUGGCUCUGGCAUGAAGAAAACUGUUACCUAUUUUCCUCUGCCUCAUUUAAUUGGGAAAAAAGCCAGGAGAACUGCUUGUCUUUGGAUGCCCAGAUGCUGAUAAUUAAUAGCACACAAGAUCUGGAAUUUAUCAAGCAAGCUAGUGCCCAUUCCAAUUUCCCAUUCUGGACGGGGUUGUCUCGGAGGAAACCAAGCUACUCAUGGCUCUGGGAGGAUGGUUCUCCUUUGAUGCCUCAUGUGCUUAGAAUCCAGGGAGCUGUUUCCCAGAAGUUUCCUUCAGACACUUGUGCCUAUAUACAAAGGGGAACUGUUUUUGCUGACAACUGCAUUUUAAUUGCAUACAAUAUAUGUCAGAAGAAGGCGACUCUGUUGAGAGCACAGUGAAUUUGAAGGCUCUGGAAGAAACAGAGGCACAGAUCUCUGAACUCUCUGGAUUUUAAGCUUUUCUUCCUCACCUAGUGCAAACCAUGAGAUCCCGGAGAACAGGCGUUAGGUGACUGUAGAGCUCCUUAGGAG
Molecule: messenger RNA, 1032 nt
Organism: Pteronotus mesoamericanus
Lineage: Eukaryota; Metazoa; Chordata; Mammalia; Chiroptera; Mormoopidae
Gene: OLR1
Product: oxidized low density lipoprotein receptor 1
Exons: 6
Coding region: 64-900 (278 amino acids)
Biological process (GO): leukocyte cell-cell adhesion; lipoprotein metabolic process
Cellular component (GO): plasma membrane; signaling receptor complex
Molecular function (GO): low-density lipoprotein particle receptor activity
Source: RefSeq, a predicted model, not a curated record